Fraxinus pennsylvanica is the source of this 1602-nucleotide messenger RNA. The record is from the annotation of a GenBank genome assembly. Lineage: Eukaryota; Viridiplantae; Streptophyta; Magnoliopsida; Lamiales; Oleaceae.
AUGGACCGUGAAGAUUAUGAAACCCUGUUUUCUUCUUCUUCUUCUUCUUCUGGAGAGUCUGAUAUUCCUAUACCGCCUAACACGAUGCCGAUUUCUUCAUCGGAAUCCUUCUCUUUGCCUUUGUCAGUGGUACCUCCAUUUCCUGAACUACCAGAGCCCUCACCUCUAAUAAGCUUUCAUUCUUUUCCACCCCAGCUUGAAUUCAAAGGUGCCAUUCCAAUUGGAGAAACUGCAGCUCCGAGUACUGUAGGAGGUGCUGGGGAUUUAUUUGGUGAGCCACGGCCUAUGGAGUCCUUGCAUGGGACUCCAAUUCCUCCUUUCUUGUCCAAGACUUUUGAUUUGGUGGAUGAUCCUUCAUUGGAUUCUAUAAUUUCUUGGGGAGCAAAGGGGGAUAGCUUUGUUGUGUGGGAUCCUGUGGAAUUUGCAAGGAUUAUUUUGCCAAGGAAUUUCAAGCACAACAAUUUUUCAAGCUUUGUUCGGCAGCUUAAUACAUACGGAUUUCGUAAAAUUGAUACUGACAAGUGGGAGUUCGCCAAUGAAGGAUUCAUAAGAGGGCAGAGACAUUUAUUGAAAACUAUCCAGAGACGAAGAACGCCUCAAUCUCUGCAGAUUGGAAGCUCGUCUGGAUCAGCUAGUGAGGCUGGGAAAACUGCAUUGCAAGGCGAGUUGGAACGUUUAAGGAAAGAGAAAAGCUCAAUGAUGCAGGCUGUGGUUGAAAUGCAGCAUCAGCAGCGGAAUACAUUUCAGCAUAUGGAAGUUGUUAAUGAGAAACUCCAGGAAGCAGAGAAGAGGCAGAAGCAAAUGGUUUCGUUCUUGGCUAAAAUGUUACAGAAUCCAGCAUUUGUAGCUCGUCUUCAGCAAAGGGAGCAAAAGGGCAUAACUUCACCAAGAACAACACGAAAAUUUUUAAAACAUCAACAUGAAUCAGAUACACCUGAGUCUUCUCUCAAGGGGCAGAUUGUGAAAUAUAGACCGGAACCAAGAGAUUUUGCUAUGGCUUCUGUAUUUCCGGACUUCAAUCCUGAUACAGUCAAACAAUUUGAUGAUUAUUCUUUACAAGAUACAGAAGAAAACCUUGCUUUUGGUGCAGAGAGUGUUCCAUUCCAGACUGAAAAUACUGAUCGUGAUGCAGUGUUGCUGCAACAUGAAUUUCUAACCCCUGAACAAGCUGGAGGAGUUUUAAGUAUGGACACUCUAGAUCCGUUUAAUAAAGGAAAGAAUGUAGUGAAACCCGAGAAACGAGUCACACCCGAGCAUGUAAUCUCUUUUCCUGACGACUUGGCUAGGGAGAAGAAUUCUCUUGAAAUAGCGUUGCCAGGAAUUCGAAGUAUGGUCAAAGAAGAGGGUGAAUGGAACUUGGGUUUUGAAGCCAGUGCUGGUAUGUCUAGUUCUACGAAUGUCUUAUGGGGUAAUCUUAGCAAUUAUGACAUGCUGGAAUUAGGGGUUAGCAGUGGCAUGUCUGAUAUUUGGGAUAUAGGUUCACUGCAGCCCUGGGGAACUUCAGGCAUUGAGAUGUGGCCAGACGAAGACUCACCCUUGAAAGAGCUAGAGGACCAAGCUGGCCUGUCUAGAGAUGAUAGUUCUAAGAAAAUGGACCCAUAG